CUGUCGGCCCCCCAGCCCAGAUGUUUUUUUCUCUCCCCCGCCGCCCCCAAUCCAGCUGUGACCCUUCCCCAGCCUCCGCAGGUGCCGGGGCCGGAGCGGGGAGGAGCGGGGAGGAGCGGGGCGGCCCCGGGGCGGAGCGGGGCCGGCGGCGGGCGGCAGCGGGGCGGCCCCGGGCACUGAGCGCUGCUGCCGACCCGGCGUAUCCCGCUGCCGGUGCUGCUAAAGGGGCCACACCAGCGGAGAGGACAUUGACAGGGGGAACCACCACCAUGGCCAACUUGACAGCCCUCAUAGGGGCUGGGAGGAACUCGUGCACCUUCCAUGAGGAGUUCAAGCAGGUCCUGCUGCCCCUGGUCUAUUCCUUGGUGUUCAUGGUGGGGUUGCCCUUGAACGCUGUGGUCAUUGGGCAGAUUUGGGUGGCCCGUAAGGCUCUCAGCCGGUCCAUGAUCUACAUGCUGAACCUGGCCAUGGCUGACCUGCUCUACGUCUGCUCCCUCCCACUUCUCAUCUACAACUACACCCAGAAGGAUUAUUGGCCUUUUGGGGACUUCACCUGCAAAUUCAUCCGCUUCCAGUUCUACACCAACCUACACGGCAGCAUCUUCUUCCUCACCUGCAUCAGCAUCCAGCGGUACCUGGGCAUCUGCCACCCCUUGGCCUCAUGGCACAAGAAGAAGGGGAAGAAGCUGACAUGGCUGGUGUGUGCCGCGGUGUGGUUCAUCGUCAUCGCCCAGUGCCUGCCCACCUUUGUCUUCGCUUCCACCGGCACCCAAAGGAACCGUACUGUCUGCUACGACCUGAGCCCACCGGAUCGCUCUGCUGCCUACUUCCCCUACGGCAUCACCCUCACCGUCACCGGCUUCCUGCUGCCCUUCGUGGCCAUCCUCGGCUGCUACUGCAGCAUGGCCCGGAUCCUGUGCCAGAAGGAUGAGCUGAUCGGCUUGGCGGUGCACAAGAGGAAGGACAAAGCUGUACGUAUGAUCAUCAUCGUGGUCAUCGUCUUCUCCAUCAGCUUCUUCCCCUUCCACCUCACCAAGACCAUCUACCUGAUUGUCCGUUCCUCACCCAGCCUGCCCUGCCCGGCUCUGCAGGCAUUUGCCAUUGCCUACAAGUGCACGCGUCCCUUUGCCAGCAUGAACAGUGUCCUUGACCCCAUUCUCUUUUACUUCACCAAACGCAAGUUUCGUGAGAGCACCCGUUACCUCCUCGACAAGAUGAGCUCCAAGUGGCGGCAUGACAAUUGUGUUACCUACGGCUCUUAGGUGAGGAUGAGGGCCACCUUGCUGACACCAGGACAACACAUGGAGCAAUUUUGGCUUUAAGCUCCACAGAACAGAGAUGGCUUCCGAUGGAGACAUGCUGGAGGACAGGAGGACAGCAUCUCCUGAGCUUUCAGUACUUUCAUCCCAUCUCCAGCCUGCAGCAGCACAGUAUUAACCCCACCGCAGCAUAGAUCCAGUGUCCUCUCUCUGGCUCAGUUGCUUGGUUUGAGCAGUUUAGCACCAUGUUUCCCUGGUGCCCAAGCCACCAAUGCAAUAAAAACCACUGGUGGGACCACGGAGAAUGCAGUGGGACCAUGGAGGACAUGGUCCCUGGCUCAGGAUGAGCUGCUGGAGGGCAAUUUCUCCCUCUUCUCAUUUAAAGUGUCCCUGAUGGGGCCACAAGAGUGCUGGGGAGGGUUUGGCUUAGCUCGUACCUGUCUGGGGCACAUGGGGCCAUGUGUUUUUCCAGCUCGAGAUCAGCAUCACGGACAUUUUAGGGGGUAAUACUGGGACAUCUCUAUCCUCCAGUCCCCAGAAUGGGAACAGGCCAGUAAGGGACUUGGGCCCACUGGUGCCACUGGUGCCGCAAAAUGGUGGAAGAACACCCCUGGCCAGACUGGAGCUGGCAAGGGGGACAUAAGGGCAACUGGGACACCCAUGUUGGAUUUCCAAGUGAUGACCAUGGGCUGGGUUAGACACAAGCCAACAGUGUGUCACCUGCCUGAGGACUUUCAGCAUCACCUGGGUCCAGCUCCUUGCUUAGCCCAGCACCCCGUAUCUGGCCCAUCCUGGCAUCCUCAAUGUCCUGCUGUCACCUCCUACCUAGGAACCACCAAAAUCAGGGCUGCCGCACCAAGACACGAUGCCAGGAGUCAGGAAACCGAUGCCACUGAGCUACUCGAGGUCCUCAGCCAUGUCACCGCACAUCCCACCAUUGACUUGGCCAUGCCACCGACCCCGUGCUGGGUUGGGGCUUGAGCUUUGCUCCCCGCAGCCUCCGGCUGGAUGUUGCUUCCUCCUAGCAAGGAGGGAUUUGCUUGAACGGCGCGGGGUGGAUGUACCACUAAUCGCUCUGCGAGUCUUCUUUAACAUAUAGGAUGUACAGAAUAAACAUCCCCUCUUUCAGGUGGA
Chroicocephalus ridibundus (black-headed gull) is the source of this 2393-nucleotide messenger RNA. RefSeq names its product pyrimidinergic receptor P2Y6 (gene P2RY6). The transcript is spliced from 2 exons. Gene Ontology annotation, biological process: cellular response to pyrimidine ribonucleotide; phospholipase C-activating G protein-coupled receptor signaling pathway. Bases 21 to 1262 code for a protein of 413 amino acids. Gene Ontology annotation, molecular function: G protein-coupled UTP receptor activity; G protein-coupled ADP receptor activity; G protein-coupled UDP receptor activity. Lineage: Eukaryota; Metazoa; Chordata; Aves; Charadriiformes; Laridae. Gene Ontology annotation, cellular component: plasma membrane. The record is from RefSeq and is a predicted model, not a curated record.